CUGGACCCUAAUUAUUUUUUCAAGGGAUAACAAUGUCGUACGGAUCGAAGAGAGGACGCAGAAGACGUACCAAACAGCUAAUAAUUCUCAGAGGUUUGCCUGGUACUGGCAAGUCAGAACUGGCGAGCGAACUUGUUGGAAACUCGGGGAUAAUAUGCAGCUCAGACGAUUAUUUCCGCGAGGGCGAUGGUGAAAUUGUUGACAUCAACCCCAGAGAGCUGCAAAAAGCACACAUGAUCAACCGUGAAAAAGCUCUAGAGGCUAUAGAAGACGGGUACGAUCCGGUCAUCAUUGAUAACACCAACAUGGCGUACUGGGAGAUGUAUCCCUAUGUGCUAAUGGGUUUUAAACGGGGCUACUUUGUUAGAUUUAUUGAGCUGCCAGGCAGAAACAUGACACCUCAAAUGGAUUUGGAGGACUUAUAUCGGCGAUGCAACGGCUACAUCCCGAUGCAAAAGCUGCGUCAUAUGCAGAACUCCUACGAAUAUGUAUGGAGCAUAUUCCCAAUCCUGGAUGACGACGUGUCUCUUGAAAGAUGGUCAAACCACCCGGAAAACAACUAUAAUAACUGGGGUGGAGCACACAGCAAAAGCAGAGAGGAGGUCAUCAGAGGCACCCGGACGGAGUCUUGA
Molecule: messenger RNA, 632 nt
Organism: Chanos chanos (milkfish)
Lineage: Eukaryota; Metazoa; Chordata; Actinopteri; Gonorynchiformes; Chanidae
Product: NEDD4-binding protein 2-like 2
Exons: 6
Coding region: 33-632 (199 amino acids)
Source: RefSeq, a predicted model, not a curated record